This is a messenger RNA of Solanum tuberosum (potato), 660 nucleotides long. Its product is annotated as cytochrome c. The transcript has 3 exons. Bases 74 to 412 code for a protein of 112 amino acids. The record is from RefSeq and is a predicted model, not a curated record. Gene Ontology annotation, molecular function: heme binding; electron transfer activity. NCBI's taxonomy places the organism in Eukaryota, Viridiplantae, Streptophyta, Magnoliopsida, Solanales, Solanaceae.
UUGUUGUAACAAAACAUAUUUGGCUUUCUUGUCCUCUCUACUUUGAGAUCAGAAAAAAAACUUGUUAAAAAAAAUGGCAUCUUUUGGUGAGGCACCACCAGGAAAUGAAAAGGCAGGAGAGAAAAUCUUCAAGACUAAAUGUGCUCAAUGUCAUACUGUUGAAAAAGGUGCCGGUCAUAAACAAGGACCCAAUUUGAAUGGACUCUUUGGAAGGCAGUCUGGAACAACUGCUGGUUACUCCUACUCUGCUGCCAAUAAAAACAUGGCAGUCACUUGGGGAGAAAACACUUUGUAUGACUAUUUGCUCAACCCCAAGAAGUACAUACCUGGAACAAAGAUGGUUUUUCCUGGAUUGAAGAAGCCACAGGAGCGUGCAGACCUCAUUGCGUACCUGAAAUCUGCUACUGCCUGAGGAAAAUGACACUUGUUUUACCAUGCGGUGAAAGAUAAAUUAAUUGAUUUUUUUCUUAAAAAGAAAUAAUAAUAAAUAGACCUCUUAUAUAUGGCCUGACUCAUUUAUUUUCCAAAGAACUGGUUCAUAAGAAAAACACUUGAUAAACAAGGCCAAUUUUAAUAUCAUAAUUUUCUCAUGAUUAUGUUUUGGUGGUAUGCUGUUUUACUUUGUCUUUUCUCUUUUCAUUUAAGUCGAUAGCCAAUUCG